UUCAUGAAAUACCCCUGAGUUUUCACGAAAUUCACCAAAUGCCCCUCGACUUUCAGAAAUUCACCAAAUGCCCCUCACUCUCACUAUAAUACUCAAACUACCCUUACACUUAACGGACGUUAAGUCGCCGUUAGCUGCACUUUACUGUUUUGCCCUUAUUUGUCUUUUGGGCGCCAUUACCCCUCUAACCCCACUCCCUUCUUCAUUACAGUUCAAAAAAAAAACCCGAUUCUCAAACUGCCCCUCUCUCUCUCCCCUGUUCUUCAACCUUCAACCACCAUAACUGCAUCAUCAAUCACUGAAAAAGCUUCAAAAUUUUGCUGCGCGUUGUGUUGCUGAAGUUGUGUCCUGGGUUUUCAACCCCAACUGAUUUCUUAGAAAGGGGGUUUUGCGAAUUGCAGUAGGAAGUUGAAGAGGUGCAAGUCCAAUUCUGAAUUUCGUGUUCGUAGUAAACUCGCGCAUCGUUUAAGGAUGUCUGCUACCUGGUUGUUGCUUCAUUAUAAAAGUCAUGACUUUGAUGUGAGGGUGUUGGACACUGAUAAGUGUCAAUUGAUUGAUAUAUUUCUGGAUAUUUUUGAGGAGUCAAGGAAGCAAAAUGUGUUUUUGCCUGAGAAGUUUAGGUUGUACACUAACUCACCCACUGGGAGGGUAGAAUUGGUUGAUGAUAGUGUUAUGAUUAGAAUGUGGGGGUGGAAUAUGGGCAAGGACACAGUAGAAUUGUGGAUAGAGGAUUCAGAUUCUCCAGGGCUAGCUUUUAGGUCUGCUGUAGCUCUACUUGAUAUGCAAAGGAAGGAGUUGGAAAAAAAGUUAAGGGAGAGACAGGAAGAGCUCUUGAGGAUGCAAAGAGAGGCUGAAGAACAGAGGAGGAAAGAAGAGGAAAAGGAGAGGGUUAGGUUGGAACUUGAGGAACAAAAGAAGUAUACAGUGGCUAUGGAGGUCCCAGUGGUGGAUGUUGAGAAUGAUGGGGUUGAGUAUGUGAGGGUUAUUACCACAGAAGAUGCUGAUGAGGUGUUUCCUGGCCAAUCUCAACCACAACCACAAACACAAGACUCCCCCCCUCCAAAGAAACCUACAAAGUCUAAACCUAGGAAGAAAUUGACUCCUAAAAAGAAGAAGACACCAAAAAAUGCCCCCCCAAAACCAACUAAAACCACCACCACCCCAGAAUCAACAACACAAACACCUCCACCCCCUCCUGAGUCAAGACAACAAACACCUCCACCCCCUCCUCAGUCAAGACAACACACACCUUCACCCCCUCCUCAGUCAACACAACAAACACCUUCACCCCCUCCUCAGUCAACACAACACACACCUUCACCCCCUCCUCAACAAACACAAACUGAAAAUGCUGCACCAACUGAACCACAGGCAAACAUACCUGAACCUAGUGUUCCAUCCAAACCAAAAAAGACAGGGAGAGCUAGACCUAAGGGGUUUAGGGUGGGAAAACCAACACUGGUAAAACUGGGAACAUAUGUUGCUAAAACCAAUGCUAGUAAGGUUAAGAGAGGUGCUGGAAGGGCAUGUAAAGGCAAGGGUGUUGCUGUGUUAUCUGAUAAUGAGGAUGAUGAGGACAGUGAGGAUGAUGAUUAUGAGGGGGAGGUGAGUGAUGAUGACAGUGAGGAUGAGGAGGACAUAGGGGAUUUCAUUAUUGCUGAGGAAGGGUUAGAGGACUUGCAGGAUGAUAUCCCUGAGAAAACAUUUGAGGAUUGUCUUGAUGGUAGUGCUAGGAUGGACAGGAAUUACAAAAAUGGGAAGGUUUAUGUUGAGCAACCAUAUGGUUCUAUUAGGCUAGAGCCCUGGCUAAUAUUUAAAGAUAGGGAGUCCUUUAUGAAUGUCCUUAUGGACUACUGCAUUCAGGAGGGGUUUGGCUUGAGUGUGGAGAAGUCAGACAACCUGAGAUACACUGCUGUUUGUGCAAUUGAGGGCUGUGAUUGGAGAAUUCAUGCCUCAAAGAUGGUAGACAAGUUCAGUUGGGCAAUAAAGUGUAUGAGUGGGGAGCACAAACUGUGUGGUAGGCUUGAGGUCAACCCAAUAGUGACCACCAAUUGGUUGGUCAGGAAGUUGUUGCCAGACAUUGAGGCAAACUUAGAAAUACCAGUGGUCACACUGCAGAGGUAUGCUCAGGAGAGGUUCCAGAUUGAGGUGAAGCCAAGGCUAUUCUAUAAGGUGAAAGCAGUGGCUAAGGAGAUCAUCCAUGGUAGUUUUAGUGAGUCAUAUGCACUCCUACCUAGGUAUGCAGAGAUGAUCAAGGAGACUAACCCUGGGAGUUAUGCACUGGUCACAUGGCAUAGUGUUUCUGGGGAUGUGCAACCAAAGUUCAAGGCCUGUUUUUUCUCAUUUGCUGCACAGUUCAGGGGAUUUCUGACUGGGUGUAGGCCCAUUAUUGGAAUUGAUGGCUCUCACCUAAGUGGGUAUUUCAAGGGAAUUCUUCUGGCUGCUUUGGGGAUUGAUGGAAACAAUGAGAUUUUCCUGCUAGCUUAUGGAGUGGUGGACACUGAAAGUCAAGAGAGCUGGAACUACUUCAUGAGGAACCUAAGGGCAGUGUUUCAGCAAGAAGGAUGCAACAGGGAUGACUGGACCUUCAUCAGUGACAGAAUGAGGGGGGUGGAUUUAGCUGUGCAUGAGAACUUCCCAAGGGCCACCAGAAGGUGUUGCAGUCAACAUCUAUACAUGAAUUACAAAAAUGGUGGUUGGAGUGGAGAACUUUUCCACAAGUUAUUCUGGAUAGCUGCAAAUGCCUUCAACCCCUAUGUUUUCAACAAGGCAAUAGAGAAGAUCACUGACUUUGAUCCCAAUGCAACAAAGUACUUGGACACAUGUACUGAGCAGUGGUCCAGACAUCAGUUUGACCCAGAAGUUUGUUGUGAUCAUAACACAACUAACUUUGUGGAAUCAUUCAAUGCUCUGACCAAGCCUUACAGAGAUUUACCAGUUUUGACCCUGUUUGAAGCAAUAAGACAAUGGGCUAUGCAGAGAAUUGGGGUCAGAUUUGACAAAGCUGUCAACAUGGAACCUCACCAAUUAACCGAGUAUGCCAGACAGGAACUUGAGCUCAGAGGUGCAGAGUCCAGGUUUUGCUACUCUACUCCUUGUGGAGGUGGGGAGUAUGAGGUGAGGGAUGGAAAUGUGCACUUCCCAGUGAGGAUUGACACCAGGAGAUGUGGAUGUGGGGUAUGGCAGGUCUCUGGAAUCCCUUGCAAACAUGGUUUGAGGGUGAUUUACAACCAAAGACUUAGCCCUGAAGAUUUUGUGUCUGGCUAUUUCAAGGGUGCUGCCUAUAAGCAGACAUAUGCAGAGCAUAUGCACCCAAUGCCUGACCCCAGUCAAUGGCCAGAGUACUCCCUUCCCACCAUUAAUCCCCCUGGGAUCAAGAGGAGUGCUGGAAGACCCCCUAAACAGAGAAAGAGGAAUGCCAUGGAAGCUAAGAAGAGGAAGAGGCAUAGCUCAGUCAAGUGUGGAAAGUGCAAGGAAAUGGGCCACAAUGCAAGGACUUGUAAGAAUGGUGCUGGAAGUUCCAAGGCUCCCCCAAAGCAGAGAGCUCCUACAAAGAAGAGGAAGGCAUCAUCUGAUGGUGCAAGUACAUCCAAGGCACCACCCAAGGGGAAAAGGUCAAAGCAAGCAUGAGGCAGUGUGAAUUUUGGGGGGUAGAAUGACUUUUUGAUUUGGAUUAACAUAGAAAACAACAGCACAUGUAAA
This is a messenger RNA of Spinacia oleracea (spinach), 3702 nucleotides long. RefSeq lists its product as uncharacterized. The record is from RefSeq and is a predicted model, not a curated record. Lineage: Eukaryota; Viridiplantae; Streptophyta; Magnoliopsida; Caryophyllales; Amaranthaceae. The transcript has 4 exons. Gene Ontology annotation, molecular function: zinc ion binding; nucleic acid binding. The coding region runs from base 472 to 3630 and encodes 1052 amino acids.